Molecule: messenger RNA, 1218 nt
Organism: Microdochium trichocladiopsis
Lineage: Eukaryota; Fungi; Ascomycota; Sordariomycetes; Xylariales; Microdochiaceae
Exons: 3
Coding region: 1-1218 (405 amino acids)
Source: RefSeq, a predicted model, not a curated record
AUGUCGGACCAACCACCCCCGAUGGCAUCGGACGAUGUCGUCCUGCGUGACACUCCCGGCUACCGUGGCGACACGCAACUCUAUCUCAACUCGUUCCUCAUCGCCUUUUCGGCCCUCUUUGUCGGUCUCCGGCUAUACGCACGAUGCUUCAUGGUGAAGCGGCCGGGCAUCGACGACAUAAUUGCCGUGCUAUGUCUCGGCUGCCUGGUCGCCCUGUCAGUUAUGGAAAUCCGCCUGGUGCAGGUUGGCAGCGGUACCCACAUCCGCUUUGUGUCGGAGAACAGGCUCUUUGCCUUUUUUGACGCUUUGACAACCCAGAGUCUUCUGUACUUCUGGUGUGUGUGCCUGAUGCGCCUCCACAUUGCCGCAUUCCUGCCGAAUCUCCACAAUGACAAACGAUACGUGAGGCUCGUCUGGGGUGUUGGCGGCAUCACGCUGGUGUCGACCAUCAUCUUCUUCAUCGUCAAGAUGACGAGCUGCAAGCCCGUCAGCGCAAUGUGGCUGCCGCCUUUCAUCGCCGCUGACAUGUGCAUGUCUGGGAAUGCGCUCGACCAGAUGAUGACAGUCCACGCAGCGCUCGGUAUCGCGAUCGACAUCAGCCUCGUGGCGCUGCCCGUCUGGGUGAUCUACACCAAGAUGAUAUUCUCGAAGCGCAAGUUCCGCGUCAUCCUCAUCUUCGCCGUCGGCAUCUUCGUCAUCAUCACUGGCCUGGUGCGGUUCAUCCUGAUUCGGACGACCCCUUUCAAUGAAGACGCUACCUACUCAAUGAGCACCAUCGGCCAAUGGACCGAUCUGGAGGGCCACGUGGGCCUCUGGUGCGGCUGCUUCCCGGCCCUGCAGCCCAUUCUCCGAAGCUUCCUGACCAGCAUCGGCGCAAGCCGCCUCCUCUCGAGCUCCAAGCGCAGCCGCACCGGCGGCGAGGCCUACGGCUACGGGCCCGGAAAGGCCGGCCCCAACGGGUCCAGGGGCUGGAACCGAUCCAACGCCAUCCCGCUCUCCUCGGGGCCUAAAGGUGGCACGAACCAUGACGACAAUGACAACAAUAGCCAGAAGGGCAUCAUCCAGGACGACUUUGAGCUGGUGGAGGUGGGGCGUGGGAAGAACAGGUCUCGCGACAUUGUCAAGAAUACACGCGUGCAGAUUACAUAUCAGGAAGGUGGCUCGUCGAGCGAGGAAGUGUCCAAAAGCGAGGUGUGGACUGGCGGCCGGGCUGCAUGA